UAAGUGCCCUAGUAAUAUUAAAACACCAUUUCAAAGUGUCCAAGCAUUAUCCAUGCUCAUAUAGUAAUUUCGUUCAUGAGUUGAGUUGAAGAUUCGUGCAGUAAAGUAUUAUUAUUGUUGUUAUUGUAUAAUUAGCCUAAUUCUUCAAAAUUUUAAGUCGUAAAAACGUCUCAAACAUAACCAACCGUCUUUUGUCAAAACAAAUUCAAAUCAAUUUUCAUACAUGGCCUUUUUUGUUUGCUGAUAAAUUGUUAUAAAACAUGGAGGAGCCAGACUUUGUAGGUUGCGUUAGUUGCAUGAGCACCACCGAUUUAUACGACCUAUUUGCUGCUUAUUCCGACAAUGUGGAAACUUAUGCAAAAAUGUUUGAAACCUGCUUCGACUUGAAGGUGUUGAAUAUCUCUAAAUAUAUUUGUGCGGUAUGUACUCAGAAGCUGGAAGAAGCAGUAGUUUUCAAAGAACAGACUUUAAAGAACAUUUCCAUGUUGCAAAUUAUAAAAGAUGAAGAAUACCUAGAUGAGUCAAUACUAGAAGAGGCAGAUGCAUCCGAGGAGGUGGAGUCUCAGGAAGCAGCCUCCGGCAAAAACUUGGAAGCCGGCGAUGAAAAUGAAAUGGAUGGAGAGCUAGACGAGCAAUACGCCAUCCAAGCCCUGGACGAGACGACGUGCAUCUACUGCGAUCUUACGCUGUCUGAUGCUGCCGAGGUAGAAGAGCACGUCCGCUCCGUACACGGGCUAGAGCCCCGAACCGGACUCCGACUGCAAGAGUGCAACAUGUGCGGCGCCACGCUCACACACGACGUGCUCGACCACAUCAACAGAUGCCAUGGCGCCAGUUCGGGAGACAACCGCCGCUAUCCUUGUCACUUCUGCGACAACGUGUAUACUAGUAGAAAAGCCUGCUACACUCACCUUCGGAUGAAACACGGCUUAAAACUCAGCAACGAUCAAACACCAAAAUACACGCCCCGUGAACGCAAAAAAUGCCACAUUUGCGAUCGCGACUUCAGUCAGAAGCAGAUCCUGAACAAGCAUCUCUGGAAGGUGCAUGGCUACGAGGUGGAAAAACGCAAAGCCUUCCUUUGCCCUCUGUGUCCAAACCGGGUGAGCUACGGCGCUCAGUUCAGCCGACACCUACUCACAGAACACCGAGUGAGAGAACACGUGGAAAGGCUACAUCUACAUUCCAUGGACGAGUUCAUGUUAUUCAAAAGCGCCAUACAAGAGGAAACCAAGUAUCGCUUCCGAAAAACAACUGCCAGUAAACAGACGAUAGAGGGCGUGCGGUCGCAUUAUAUGUGCAGCCAAUCCGGAGUGUAUGUAUGUCAGGGUAAAGGCAAGCGUCCGGCGCCGGAGCGGCAAAUCUACAAGACGGGCAAAGCGUGCCCCGCGCACAUGAUCGUGACCGAAACCACCGAGGGCGUGCUCGUCACCUUCCACAAGACACACGUCGGGCAUGGCCCUUGCCCAUACUACCAGCCCCGCGAAACCAAGAAACCCAAAACGGAGACCAUCUCAAGCCUCCCACCCGACCGCGAUCCGGAACCCGAGCCCGAAGAGAGCGCCGGGUAUGACGCCGCGUGGAUCUGCGACUCGUGCGGCAUGGCGUUCAUGGACGCCGGCGAGUUCCGGGAGCACGUCGCCACGCAUGGGCUCGUGCUGUUCCCGUGCCAGUACUGCGAGAGUGUGAGUCUCCUUGUUUAUGGUAGCCUGGUAACUGGCAUGUUCAUGGACGCCAGCGAGUUCCGGGAGCACGUCGCCACGCAUGGGCUCGUGCUGUUCCCGUGCCAGUACUGCGAGAGUGUGAGUCUCCUUGUUUAUGGUAGCCUGGUAACUGGCAUGUUCAUGGACGCCAGCGAGUUCCGGGAGCACGUCGCCACGCAUGGGCUCGUGCUGUUCCCGUGCCAGUACUGCGAGAGUGUGAGUCUCCUUGUUUAUGGUAGCCUGGUAACUGGCAUGUUCAUGGACGCCAGCGAGUUCCGGGAGCACGUCGCCACGCAUGGGCUCGUGCUGUUCCCGUGCCAGUACUGCGAGAGUGUGAGUCUCCUUGUUUAUGGUAGCCUGGUAACUGGCAUGUUCAUGGACGCCAGCGAGUUCCGGGAGCACGUCGCCACGCAUGGGCUCGUGCUGUUCCCGUGCCAGUACUGCGAGAGUGUGAGUCUCCUUGUUUAUGGUAGCCUGGUAACUGGCAUGUUCAUGGACGCCAGCGAGUUCCGGGAGCACGUCGCCACGCAUGGGCUCGUGCUGUUCCCGUGCCAGUACUGCGAGAGUGUGAGUCUCCUUGUUUAUGGUAGCCUGGUAACUGGCAUGUUCAUGGACGCCAGCGAGUUCCGGGAGCACGUCGCCACGCAUGGGCUCGUGCUGUUCCCGUGCCAGUACUGCGAGAGUGUGAGUCUCCUUGUUUAUGGUAGCCUGGUAACUGGCAUGUUCAUGGACGCCAGCGAGUUCCGGGAGCACGUCGCCACGCAUGGGCUCGUGCUGUUCCCGUGCCAGUACUGCGAGAGUGUGAGUCUCCUUGUUUAUGGUAGCCUGGUAACUGGCAUGUUCAUGGACGCCAGCGAGUUCCGGGAGCACGUCGCCACGCAUGGGCUCGUGCUGUUCCCGUGCCAGUACUGCGAGAGUGUAUUUCAAAAUCUAGAAGCCUGGUCCCGUCACCUGAGAAUCGAACACAACGUCUUAUUAUUCUGAGAUGAAAGAUUAUGUUUAGAAUAAGAAUAUUGAUUUUAUUUUGUUACAUGUAUGAGUUGUUUUGUUCAAGGUUGAUUUUGUUAUAAAUGAUACUAAAACUAUUUGUUAUUAAAUAAAUUUAAUCUAUGAAUA
Messenger RNA from Cydia pomonella (codling moth), 2819 nucleotides. RefSeq names its product zinc finger protein 77-like. Gene Ontology annotation, molecular function: zinc ion binding; chromatin insulator sequence binding. Gene Ontology annotation, biological process: regulation of transcription by RNA polymerase II. The record is from RefSeq and is a predicted model, not a curated record. Gene Ontology annotation, cellular component: chromosome; nucleus. NCBI's taxonomy places the organism in Eukaryota, Metazoa, Arthropoda, Insecta, Lepidoptera, Tortricidae. Bases 261 to 2687 code for a protein of 808 amino acids. The transcript has 12 exons.